Clupea harengus (Atlantic herring) is the source of this 1481-nucleotide messenger RNA. Its product is annotated as retinol dehydrogenase 7-like. Gene Ontology annotation, biological process: steroid metabolic process. Gene Ontology annotation, molecular function: oxidoreductase activity. Gene Ontology annotation, cellular component: intracellular membrane-bounded organelle. The record is from RefSeq and is a predicted model, not a curated record. NCBI's taxonomy places the organism in Eukaryota, Metazoa, Chordata, Actinopteri, Clupeiformes, Clupeidae.
AGUGGCAUGCACGCAAGAAGAAGAACGCUGUGUUGUGUUGCAGACUUCAUUGUAAGAUAUCAACUCUCCCUUUGAUUGGUUAGCACCGUUCAUCGACGCCCCCGUUAAGACAGAGUAGUCCCAAAGUACAGUCGAAAACUCGAACCGAAAGCUGCCAUGUACCUGUACCUGUGUGGCCUGCUGCUGCUCUACUAUGUCUACCGCUGGUUUAGAGAGCUCAGCACUGUCCCAGACAAGGGCAACAAGUAUGUGUACGUGACGGGCUGCGACUCAGGCUUCGGCCAGCUGCUGGCCAAGACCCUGGACUCGAAGGGUUUCCGGGUCAUCGCGUCCUGCUACACGGAGAAGGGCGAGGAGGAUCUGAAGAAAGCUUGCUCCGACCGUCUGACCACCCUUCACCUGGACGUGCGCAGCAACGACAGCAUAAACAAGGCUGCCGCCCUCAUCAAGGACAAAGUCGGAGAGAAAGGUCUGUGGGGAGUGGUCAAUAAUGCUGGCGUAUCAGUGCCCUCGGGCCAGUGCGAUUGGCUGACCAUCGACGACUACAAGUUCAUGAUGGAUGUCAACCUCAUGGGGGUCAUCGCCGUGACACUGAGCGUGCUGCCCUUCAUUAAGAAGGCGCAGGGACGGGUGGUGAACAUCUCCAGUGUGUUUGGGCGAAUCGCCCCCACUGGGGGUCCCUACUGCGUCUCCAAAUAUGGAGUGGAGGGCUUCUGUGACAGUCUCAGGUUGAACAUGCAUGCCUUCGGUGUUAAAGUAAUCUGCAUCGAGCCAGGUUUCUUCAAGACCAACGUGACCGACACUGAAAUCCUGAUGCGGAACGUCCAACAGCUGUGGGAUAAGUUGCCACAGGAAAUUAAGGAGGAAUACGGCGAUGACUUUGUCCCCAAAGUAAACAAGGUAAUGGUGGACAAAUUCGCCAAACUACCUGAUGCGGACCUGAUGAAGGUGGUCAACUGCAUGGUGCAUGGCAUCUCGGCGGAGCACCCGCGCAAGCGCUACUCGGCCGGCUGGGAUGCCAAGCUCUUCUGGCUGCCCCUGUCAUACAUGCCCUCCUGUGUGUCUGAUUACCUGCUGCUAAAGGACGCUGUCAAACCAGCCAAAGCUGUCAACUAGGCCUUAAAGCUGAGCCUUGUUUUGGAUCAGUCAGUUGUCACUCUCUCUACCCUUACGCAUUUUGGUGUUGUUCUUUUUUAAUACACAUAUUUCACAAACAUAUAUUUUAUAAUACAUAUGUUUUUAAUCUUAAAUAUAGGCUCUGAAUGUGUAUCUGCCAUACAAUGCAGAUCUGUUAUAUGUCUGUUCAGUAUGGCAAGUGGCAACGUAAGAAUGGUCCACAUUUAAUGUAGUUGUGUCUUCAAAUAUUGGUCAUAUAGUUGUUAGUAUCCAGAAAACAUUCUGUAUAUGUGAACAUUUGCAUAAAGAUGUUACAUGGAACUGUGAAACAAAUUGAAUUGAAGGUUUAAAGAAUUUCCUGGUUA